GACGUUUUUGAGUAGCUCUUUAAAUAAUUCGCUUAAGACUUUCUGCAUCAAAAAGCCUCUACGGAUAGUAAGUUAGUAAAGUGCAAGUGAUGAAUUUUGAUCUGGACGAUCCGCUGGACGGUUUGCUGAGCGAUGGCAGCAACGAUAGCUUGUUCGGUAAUGAGGGGACGAAAAAACCAGCCAAAGCAAGCAAAUCAAGUAAAAUGGAAGAUUUGUUUGGUAUCAAAUCGACGGAGGCUCCGAAGAGUGUUAUCAAAUCGGAACAACCGGCCGUCUCUGGUGCUCCGGAUAGGAACCAACCCGCAUCGCUGGACUACUCGAAGCCCUCGACAUCAGCGACCGUGCAGCAACCUACGAGCUUAACGAGUGUACAAGGCAAGAAAUCUGGAACGCCGGCCAAAGGGACGAAUGCCCCGGCGCUCAAGCCACAAACACCCCAGAAAAAGGAGAUUUCAUUCGAUGAUAGCGACCUACUGUCGGAUCUUGGCUUCGAUCCCAAGAAACCCAAGUCCAAAUCAAGCAUCCUGGACGAUAUUCUCGGCGGACCUUUGGUGGCUUCGACGAAGGAAGUACCGGCCAAGAGUGUGGUCGCCAAACCGAGAGCGAGCCUUACGACAACGAAAGAGGAAGGACCAUCGACCACGACCACUACGGGCAAUCUAUCCCGUCAGUCGACGGAAACGUCGGAAAAUGUACAAACAGAAGCCACGGUCAUGGGUGGGUACGCCCCAAGUGGCUCAUCGUUGGCACCCAGGCGCAGUGGACGUCGCCAAUCCUCCAUUUCAGCUCUGAACGAUCCGUUGGGUUUGUUUGCCACUCCGGCGGAAGACAAACCGGUGCGCCGUGAAUCACGACCGUCGGCCAAAAAAGGUGGAGCAGAUUGGUUAGGAUUGAAUGAAGAUAACAAUUCGAAUGAAGUCGAUUCGGUUCCAGCUAUACCGGUACCAAUUAGUAAACCAUUGCCACCGGUGUCCACCACCAACACCACUGGGCCAAUUCCUGCUGCGACAGUAAAAGUUGGCGAAACAGUUGCUCCAGUCAAGCAGGAACUGAAGCCGAAAACGGAAGAAGAUAAAACAAUUCGACCUUUGAUCGUACCUGAUCCUCAGGUAUUCUCAAGUACCUUGCAGUUUGUGAACGCAGAGACGGAAAACGCUCUGCUGGCGAUGGAACAGCAGGACUUUCAGCUGUCCGUCGUUAACCAGAUGAAAAAUCAAGAGAAAGCCCUGUACGAUAUGCAGCAGAAGCAGCGAUCGGUCCUCCAGAAACAGGAAGCACAGUUCAACGAGCUUCUACAGAAGCAACUUCAACGCCACAAUGCCCUGGAGGAGCUCCUGUCGAAGCAGCAGGAGCGAAUUAAUGCCAACAUUCAGCUCAUCAUGAAUCAACCGCCCUCUGCGACACUGCACUCGCGUCUUGAUAGUGGGGCACCGUUUAUCUCCUCGGCAAGUGUGUCACACGAGGCUCAAAUCGAUGAUCCACUAACCAAAGUAGAGCUGCAAACCGACGUGAAGCGAUUGGAAAUGGAAAAGCUUCGGUUGGAAGACCUGAUCGCCAACCUGACAACUAAUCAUGAGCAGGAGCUGUCGUUGCUCGAGGCAAGUUACAAGAAGCAAACGGGAUUUUUAGAAGAAAGCCUCAAGAUCAUGGAAACACGGCUGAAAAAUGACAAUAAGCAGCUGGAAGAGUUUUAUCAAUCGAAAGUGCACACCCUCGAGCUGGAGAAAACGAAGCUGAUCGAAGAUCAUCUCGAGCACGUGAAAGAAAUGGAGGAAAACCAUCGGAAGGUAAUUGAGAAACUGAAGCAAGGCUACGAGGAAAGCUUAGAGCAACUGCGGCAGGAUCAUCGGGAAAUGAUCACCACGAUACGUGAAUCGAAGCUGCUCGAGUUUUCCGUCGUCCAGGAGAACCAAUCCUACCUACAGGUGCUGAAGAAUGCCUCGAGCUACCUGGAGAACGCAUCGGGCGAUCUGCAGCAGCUGCGUGACACAUUGCAGGAUCAGAUAGAGUUCAGUCAGAAGGAGAAAGACUUGCAGUUGAAGGCACGCGAGAAGCAACUCGACGAUCAGCAGAGACUUCUGGAGCGAACACGUGAGUCGACCAAUGAAGAGAAGGUUCGUCUGCUGUCUUUGGUGGAGCUGUUGGAGAGCAAAGUAACAGAAAUGACAAAGGUAUCGUCACAAGAACGUUGGGAAUAUCAGCAAAAGUGCGUCAAGCUCGAAGCGGAAAGGCAAGGCUUCGAGAAGGAAAAACAAUUUCUCCGAGAACGGAAUCAGCACGAAGAGGAUCGUAUUGCCGAACUGAAACUGCUGCAAAUGGAGGAGCACAAGCGGUUGCAGGAAAAGCUUGGCCAAGAACGACAAGCGUUACUCGAGGAGAAGGUCAAACUAGAGACGAUGGCUCAACUCCAGUCCAGUAGCGGCCAGCUGAAGGGAACGACCUCGCAAGCGGAAAUAGACGCCGCAAUAAAAGUAACGGAAGAGGCGACCCGGCAAGCGGACAGGGAAAAGGAUCGAUACCUACAACUGCAGCGUCAGUUUGAAACAAAACGACGGGAAUUGCUAUCCCGAGAAGGACAUUUGCGCGAAAGGUCGGAUGAGCUGGAAUCGGCCAUGGAACGAGCCCGGCAGAGGGAACGAAAUACCGAAAACGUGUACCGUAGCGUCCGGAAGGCGGAACAGAACCUGCAACUUAAGAUGCAGCUAGUGCAACGCCAAUUUCGUGAGGUAUCCGAACGAGAAGAUCGUCUGGCGAAGGAAAAGAUCGAACUCAGCAAGGAGCGACUAGAGUUGCAGGCGGUCCGGCGAAAACUACAGCAGACCCGCUGCAGUCUGUGUAGGAUCGGUGAAAAAUCGCAAGAGAUCGGCGAUCUGCUCACGACAAACACCGAUUCCGUGGCCGACGAUCUGAAGCUGGAGGCCAACUUUACCGAAAUGCAGCACCGGUUGGAUAGCACCGGUAUGAAGCUGGACCAUUACUUCGACAGUGAUGUCGAACGGCAGAUGAAACUGUUUCUGCAGCGCAACCGCGUAGAUCAGUUGGAUCUAGCGGACUUGGAUGGUAUCUUGCAAGACGAACAGCAGGAGCGGCCAAGGGCCGCUGGGGAUGAACCUGUUAUGUUCAAAUUAGACGCCCUCCUAUCGCCAGUAAACUUCGAGCCAGAUCAGAGCCACGAUCAAAAGUGAAUGAAUCGUUUUAGGCAAUCAACACAAGAGGAUCUGCAUUAGAAUCUGUUUCCAAAUCGUUUGCAUCAGAAAGAGUUUCAUUUAGAAUUAGCGGCCACCGUCACACUCGUGAGUUAACAGACUGAUAGAUAUAAGUUAAGAUGAAUAAAUUAAAUAAUUUUGAACGGUGA
Anopheles aquasalis is the source of this 3355-nucleotide messenger RNA. It is a transcript of the gene twy, whose product is annotated as fas-binding factor 1 twitchy. Gene Ontology annotation, cellular component: ciliary transition fiber; ciliary basal body; centriole. NCBI's taxonomy places the organism in Eukaryota, Metazoa, Arthropoda, Insecta, Diptera, Culicidae. The record is from RefSeq and is a predicted model, not a curated record. Gene Ontology annotation, biological process: cilium assembly; establishment of epithelial cell polarity.